Messenger RNA from Theileria parva strain Muguga, 690 nucleotides. RefSeq names its product Multiprotein-bridging factor 1c (gene MBF1C). The record is from RefSeq and is a predicted model, not a curated record. The transcript is spliced from 4 exons. The coding region runs from base 92 to 529 and encodes 145 amino acids. Gene Ontology annotation, molecular function: DNA binding. Lineage: Eukaryota; Apicomplexa; Aconoidasida; Piroplasmida; Theileriidae. Gene Ontology annotation, cellular component: nucleus.
CUACAAUUCAUGUGAUGAUCUAUGGUGUUUUUCUCCUUAUUAUUUUACUUUUAUUUUAUUUUUUAAUGGUUUGUAUAAUUCAACAUUAGUAAUGUCAUAUCAAGAUUGGAAGCCAGUAGUUUGGACUAAACAUGAGAAUUUCAAGGGCCCUAAUAAGGAAUCUGCCCUUAACAAGGCCCGGCGUGCUGGAGUAGAGCUUGAUACUCAGAAGAAAUUUCUAGGAGGUCAAAACAAGACAACUAAAUCAUUUCUACCGCCUAACGCUGCAAAAAUUGAGAAUGAAAAUGAAUCAUUUCACAUCGAGAGGGUUUCAUUUGCUUUUCGCACCGCUUUACAAAAGGCCAGGAUGGCCAAGAACAUGACUCAACUUCAGCUGGCUCGAGCAAUAAAUGAAAGUGAAAGUUUAAUAAAGGAAUAUGAGAACGGAAGUGGGAUACCAAAUGGCCAGGUGGUCCAAAAGUUGAACCGAGUUCUCGGCGUAAAAUUACCUCCUUCAAGAGAAUCCAAGUCUAAAUCUCUUGAAUUAUGAUUCCACACUGUAUUUGUAUCACUUUGACCUAUUUCUAAUGAGUUCUAGACACCACUUUAAAACGGUUUUUAUUCCUACUUUCUCUUAAUUUUUCUAUAAUUUACCUUGGUUAUCUAUUUCAUCAAUCUCACUAAAAUAUAAUUUUUUCACCGUGUAAUACC